CCAUACUGUAUGGUUUACUAGUAAGGAAAAAAAGGCAAUCAUUCAAGUAUGAAAGAAUCAACGUCAGUGACUGUGAUAACUUAUUGGAUUUAAUUAAUUAGAAUAUCAAAGACAGAUUUUAAUCUCGUGGCAAGGGUUCAAACAUUGGACUUGACUUCAGGCUAUGUCGACAUGGAUGAUUAUAACCGCUGGAUUUUUGGUCCAAGGCAUUGUUUUUAUCAGUAUAUUUGAUAUUUAUUUCACGACACACCUCAUAGGCGGUCAGCAACAGCAUGCUUCCUCACGACCGCCGCCGGCGAAACGUCUAAUAUUCAUAGUUGCUGAUGGACUCAGGGCCGACAAAACCCUUAUGUUACAACCUGAUGGGACGACACCAGCCCCUUAUUUGAGAAAUAUAGCCGAAAAGGAAGGGACAUGGGGUGUGUCUACGGCAGGGAUUCCCACUGCCACAAGACCGGGCCACGUUGCCAUGACGGCAGGAUUUUAUGAAGACCCUACUUCGGUUGCCAAAGAUAUUGGCGGAGGUGCUAUAAACUUUGAUACUAUAUUUCAAGAAACAACUUACACCUGGACCUGGGACACACCGAAAUUUUUGGAAAAAGUAUCAACCGAUCAUCCUGACAGAAUAUUUUCGGAACAAUAUCCCGGUCAAAGAAAAUAUUUAUCCGGUAUUAACCCUAAAGAUAUGGACAGCUGGGUAUUUGAUGAAGUAACGAACUUCCUUAACGGAGCAAAAACGGAUGCUAGUUUGAAGGAGAAAAUGAACAAAGAUAAAGUGUUGUUUUUUCUCCACCUUGGUGGAAUCGAUCACGCCGGCUACAUAGUCAGGCCCAAUUCAAAAGAAUAUCUGACGCACGUUAGUUUUCUGGAUGAAGGUGUGAAAGACAUAGUGGGCAAAUUUGAGGACUUUUUCGGCCAUGACGGCAAGACUGCUUACGUGUUUACAUCAGAUCACGGAAUGACAAACUGGGGAGCACAUGGCGAUGGUAUGCCGGACGAAAUCCACUGCCCGUUACUAGUUUGGGGAGCAGGUAUCCGGAAAGCCCAACCAGAGGAUAAUCUGAAUAGAUAUGAUGAUACGCUCUCCCAAGAAUGGUCAUUGACAAGAUGGAAAAGAGCCAACCUGGAACAGCCAAGUUUAGCACCUCUUAUGGCAGCAACAAUUGGCAUAACAUUUCCAAGAAAUGCAGUCUAUCCUUUCCCCGGUGGAUUCUUUGAUGUUCCUGCAGAAGAUGAGUUUGGAAUUUUGUAUGCCAAUCUUAAACAGCUUCUCGAGAACUAUCAAGCCAUAGAGAAAUAUACUCACAAAGGACCUUUUGCAUUUACUUUUCGAUCAUAUAGACCAUUGGCGCCUUCCAUGAUAAAAUCAUUGCACACGGACAUACAAUCAUUGAAAGAGUCUGGAAACUUUGCCUCAGCCAUCGCUGUCACCAAACAAAAGAUCGACCUAGCUGUCAAGGGCAUACGUCACUAUAAACUAUAUAGUAAAAAUCCAUUGUGGUUGGCAACAUUUAGCAGUAUGAUCGGCUGGUUUUGUUUUUGUGCCUUGGUGUUGAUACAACAACAUGAGAACUGGGAAGAUAUAAGAGUUACCACCCCUGUCAUGACCAACACUAAACAUAUCAUCAUCCAAUGUGCAGUCGCUAUAGCAGUGUUUGACCUAAUUUUCCUCUAUGCACAAUCAACACCUUUGACACAAUGUAUACAUUUCCUACUUCCCAUACCAAUUUGGACAGCAGCAGCAAUCAAGUGGUAUGAAAUAGGCAAUAUAUUUCCAAUCAUAAAACGACAGAAGCAUUUACUUCCGGUAGCAAGCCUGUGUGUUAUAGGUAUUAUAUCCAUAGUUGCUGCGAUGCAUUACCGAUUUAUUCUCGGGCUUGCUAUAGCAAUAUUUUCUAUUAUUUCAAUCUAUGGCAACAAAUCAGAUAUAGACAAGACUCUCAGGAAUCAGUGGUUGUUUUCUUCCAUCGGGCUCGCAGCUCUUGUCGCUAAGCCUUUAGGUGAUCGGGAGCUUCAUUAUAAUUUGGUGAUUUUCAGUGCUGUUUUAUCGACAAUAGCAUGUGCACUCUACCAUUACCAUUUAGAAUUUUCUGCAGUAACCGGGCGCCUAUUUAGACAGUUCGGGAAACGCUAUGCCAUUUUUCAGAUCCUUAAAAUUGCCCUGGCAACCGGCAUUUUGACAUAUUCCUCCUACCUGACAGAAAACAACAUACGGACGCCUCUAAGCGUUCAAAUCCCAAGCUGGAUUAUUUUCUUCAUUUCAUUGUGUGAACCAUUUUUCGUUAACACGGACAUUCAAAGCCGCCUUACAUCCAUGGCAUUCGGUUAUGUAGCCCCGUUUAUUCUUCUCAGCAUCGGGCAGGAGACUCUUUGUUAUAUUUGUCUUGUAUGGAACCACUAUCUUUAUGUCGAAGUUGAGAGAAAUCUGACGAAGUCGCAACCAAUCUUUUUACCAAGGACAUCCAACGACUCAACCAACAGGGUUCCAAAUAAAACAACAACAAAUGGCAAAAGUGCAGCAAACGGUCACGUGAACGUGAAACAUCACAAGCAUACAAAAUCUAACGAUUAUCUCAUGUUUCAGCCGGCUGUAACAGAGUGGCAGAGAAUUGAUUUUACCAAAGCAGUGGAAAACCAAAGUCUGUGUCAACGGGUAUUAACGUCGGGGGAUCUUGGACAAGCACUUUAUUUUAUUUUAUUCGGCAUGGGAAUGGUGUUUGGAACCGGCCAUAUCCCAAACAUAAAUAGUUUUGACGUGCAGGAUGUUUUCUGUUUUAUAACCGUGUCCAAUCCACCAAGAAUGGGACCUCUUAUGAUCUUCAAGCUCAUGAUGCCAGGGAUGGUCGCCGCUUGCUUCCUUCGAGCCAUUAAUGUGAUAACUUUUACUUCAAUUAGAAAUUUCAGUUUGGUGGUAUUCAUGAUGUGUGGAUUUAUGAACAUACUGCUGUUUUGUUUGGUAACAAACACUGGGACGUGGACCGUCAUUGGUCAAUCAGUGAGCCAUUUUCUAAUUGGAGGAGGAAUUUCAAUGUUUAUGUGUCUUUCAUUCGGGACAGUUCAUUUGUUGACGACUAUUAAGAUAUUAUAGGAUAUUACAGAUCAACUUAGAAAUAUCAGGACACCUUAUAAUUAAUUUAUACUGAAACAUUAAAGAAAAAUACUGGAGACACUUACGCAAGCAACUCGGCUUUAGGCUGGGUACCUGGAAAGUAUGAUUUCUUAAAAUGUGAUAAGAGAAAUAACUUUCUGUCGGUGAAUAAAUCGUUCUGUUUUAUCAUAUAUUUUUUGUCAAUUUUGUCACAGUCUAAUUCGACUUUGCUAUCUUGUGAAAUUCGCAAAGUUAUUUCGUUUUACAAUUUUAAAACAUUUUAUUUUCUAAUGUGUGAUAAUGCUUUUGUAGAUUUGGUCGUGCCAUAAUGUCGACAUAAGCUCAAAAUUAUAUUAUUUAUAAACCAGAUUUACAAGUAAUAUAUUAUCAUGUGUUGGUUAUGUAAAUUCUAAAGUUGAUUUACUUGAGGGCGUCUGCGGUAGUAUGCCUAAAGGAGCUACUGUCCAUGAACGUGUUCAUCCAAAACAAGCAAAGUUUCUAAAUAGCAACAUUUAUGUUCAUGCCUUGCUGGGAGAAUGUUUAAUUUCUUGGUUCCACAUUGUACUGAUAUUAAUAAGUUUUGAACCAUAAAAAAUCUCGGCAGAAAUGAAUUUGCUUCAUGUCCAGUUGGAUUAAACAUGUUAAGGAACAGUAGAACUGAUAGGCAUAUCGGUCAAAGGUUACAAAGAAUGUUCUUAAGCUCGAAACUCGGAUCCCGGGUAUUUAAUUGGUCAGAAGACAGCGCUAAUUGUAUAUUGACUAAUGAAAAGUCAGAGAUUUGAAACAGGCCUUAAGAAACGUGGUCGGAGACAUUAAACUUAAAUUUAUAAAAAUGGCCGGGCUUUAUGACAAUUAAACUGGAAAGCUUUUAGGGUAUUGACCCUACUGGGCUGCAUGACAAUCAUUUUAUUAUUAUAAUUAUAAAUUGAUUUGAUAUGCCUAUAAUUAUCUAAAGAUAUAUGAUGCGCCAAUUUGAUUUUUGAAAAUACUGAUAAUUCCUUUACAAUCUAUUUUUCAAUGUAAAAAAGGGACGAUAUGUUACGUUUUUAACUCUACACGCUUUCGGUAAAUACAGUGUCAUUUUAAAAGAAAACUGACAUUUU
Ruditapes philippinarum (Manila clam) is the source of this 4191-nucleotide messenger RNA. Its product is annotated as GPI ethanolamine phosphate transferase 1-like. Bases 164 to 3088 code for a protein of 974 amino acids. Gene Ontology annotation, molecular function: mannose-ethanolamine phosphotransferase activity. The record is from RefSeq and is a predicted model, not a curated record. Gene Ontology annotation, biological process: GPI anchor biosynthetic process. Gene Ontology annotation, cellular component: endoplasmic reticulum membrane. Lineage: Eukaryota; Metazoa; Mollusca; Bivalvia; Venerida; Veneridae. The transcript has 27 exons.